UGUUAUUGACACGAAUGAUAAAAAAAUUUCAAAAUAUAAAAUACAGAAACAUGAAUACAUUUCCAAAAAAUGUAUUAAAACCAGUCGAUAUUAAUAUAACAAAUAGUGAUUCAAAAAUUAUGCUAAGUUGUAGUAAACGAAAUCGGGGUGAUGAUGAAGAAAUGUUUGAUGACGAAAAUACACAAAAUAAUAAUACAAAGUGUCGAAAACGUUGGAGUUUAUGUGUAAGAAAAGAAGAAACUGAACAAUUGGCAGCUGAAUUGGGUAUAGGAAUGUUAGAAACUGAUGAAGUUAUGAACACAGAUUCAACAGUAGGUAGCGAAGACAAUCCUUCAACGUGGGACUUUGGUAUGGAAUUGAAUUUAGCUCGUAAUCAAGAAGUAGAUAAUAUUACACCAAGCUGUUCUCAACAUAAUAUUGUACUCAACAAAGAGAAUAUUGUAAUGGCAACAGUUCCUACCCCAAAAGUUCCUACAGAAACAGAACAACGGCGUGAAUUAAUGCGUGACAAUAAAGAAACUGAUGAAUUUUGUUUAAUACGACGUCGACCGAUACCCGUUAGUGACGCACCAGAUUUAAUAAAUAUGCUAUCUGAUGAAGUUCUGCUGCAAAUUUUAAAAUGGUUACCGAAAGCAUCGUUAAUUAAUUGUUCUAUGGUAUCAAAACGAUUUUGUCGGUUGUCGAGAGAUGAAUCGUUAUGGAUUCGAUUAGAUUUGAGUUGUCGGUCUUUGUAUCAUGGUGCUCUAGGUCAAAUAUUAGAUCGGGGUGUUCAAAUAUUUCGUGUUGCACAAACUGAGAUUGAUGAUCCAGCGAUAUUACCAAAUUCAAAAUCCUUUAUGGAAGAUUUUCAAUGUAAAUUACAAUAUUUGGAUUUAAGUAUGGCUGUUGUUUCCUUAGAUACGUUAACAAUGUUAUUUAAACGAUGUAGACAUUUAAAAAAGUUAAGUUUAGAAAAUGUUCCUGUAAAUACUGAAGUAUGUAAAUAUUUAAGUCAAAAUGAUUGUUUAGAAGUAUUAAAUUUAACAAUGGUCUCUGGUCUAAAUUUAAAUUGUAUGAAAUAUUUGUUAACAUCGUUAGUAAGGUUAAAAGAAUUAAAUAUAGGAUGGACACAAUUAAAUAAUCAAACAUUGAGCUACGUUUGUUUAAAUUUGCCAUUUUCAUUAACACGACUCAAUAUUUCAGGAUGUCGAAAAACAUUAUUAGAUAAAAAUGUUUUAGAUUUAGUAAAUAGUUGUCCAAAUUUACGUGAAUUAGACUUAUCAGAUUGUACAUCGUUAACAUCUUCAACAAUUGAUAUCCUUCAGGAUUUAGAACACUUACGAUUUUUAGCUAUGUCACGAUGUUACGCUAUUUCACCAGCUGCAUUUAAGAAAUUAAAACAUAUGCCACAUUUAGCAUCGUUUGAUAUUCAUGGACAUAUGCCAGAAGGAAUUUUAAUGCAUUUAAAAGAAUAUUUUGGUGAACAAAUUGUUGUUAAUAAAUUUUUAUUUAGUUCUGUAGCACGACCUACAGUUGGUAUUAAACGUACAUCGAUAUGGAAUUUACGUGUUAAAGAUUAACACGCGAUAAUUAUUUACAUUCCAUUAAUAAUUUAUUAUUAAUUUAAAUUUCGUAAAACGUUCCAAUAUUACAUUUUCUAUAAAGUAAAAACUAAAGAACCUCGCAUAGAUCCGUUUUUUGCUCAAUUCAACUUUAAAAUAUCUAAAAAUAUUUCUAUUUACA
This is a messenger RNA of Chrysoperla carnea, 1722 nucleotides long. RefSeq names its product S-phase kinase-associated protein 2 (gene Skp2). Gene Ontology annotation, molecular function: protein binding. Gene Ontology annotation, cellular component: SCF ubiquitin ligase complex. The transcript has 8 exons. The record is from RefSeq and is a predicted model, not a curated record. The coding region runs from base 15 to 1559 and encodes 514 amino acids. Gene Ontology annotation, biological process: SCF-dependent proteasomal ubiquitin-dependent protein catabolic process. NCBI's taxonomy places the organism in Eukaryota, Metazoa, Arthropoda, Insecta, Neuroptera, Chrysopidae.